Molecule: messenger RNA, 2787 nt
Organism: Eubalaena glacialis (North Atlantic right whale)
Lineage: Eukaryota; Metazoa; Chordata; Mammalia; Artiodactyla; Balaenidae
Gene: ARSJ
Product: arylsulfatase family member J
Exons: 3
Coding region: 951-2750 (599 amino acids)
Source: RefSeq, a predicted model, not a curated record
UAAAGCAGAGAGUACCGUUCUGUGAUUCACUGGAGAAAAAAGAGGGUGGAGGCAGCAAAGAACUCCGAGUGCCAAAACUAAGUAAGUUUUCUGACAAAACGCACGCAGCUUGCGGCGCCUCCGCCGGGCCACCAACCCCACGGAGACCAAGUGGGCUUGGCGUGGAGCGUGCACGGGGUCAGGGACCCACUUCGGUCCCCGUGCGCUCCAGCAGCGGAGAGAAGGAACCGCUGCCCGAAGUUCCUGCGGAGAAGAGGUGGUCAGCGGUGGAGGGAGAUCAGUAAAGCGGCCUGUUUUUGUCAUUUCGCCGCCUGGUGAGUGUCGGGGAGAUUGGCAAACGCCUCGGAGAAGACGGAGAGAAAUAGCACUGGAAAAGUGGAGAGAGUGAUGCGGCGGCCGGUUCACUGCAUGCUGCUUGUUAUCUGCAUGCGUAAGAGCUCUUUUUCGGCGGUUCCACUUCCCAGGUCUUUCCAGGUGACGGGACUGCCGGACCUACGGUCGACCCCACAACCAUCGGUGCGCGCGCACAUCGGAGAACCUCACUCCUCCGCCUCGAGGGCGAAAAGUUCUGGCCACGAAAAGUUCCUGCCCAAGGUGAUUAUCAAUUCCUUACUUGAUUUUUUUUUCUUUUUUCUCUUGAGAACUUUUGGGUGGAGGCAUUAACUUUUUGUGUGGAAGCUACUUUGGGGAGCGAGGAGGAGGAGAAAGUGCGAUUUGAUGGAGAAAAGCGACUCGUUGUUCUCCCACACGUCCCAUCCCCUAAGCCACCACGUGUAGAAGAUUAAAGUUGUUGGACGUGUUGACAGCUGAGAGGAGCACGGACUUCUUUCCAGGUGGAGACCCUCCACCUCCACCGCCUGUUGGUUCUACCCCUCCUGCGUGCAUGUGUGCGCCAGCGGCGGCGCGCGGUGCGUUGUUCUGCCUUGGAGUUUCAGCUGGGACCAGAGUGAAUGGCCCACAGGGGCUGCGCGGGACCUCCGCCUCCGCCACUUCCUUCGCAGGCCUGGGUCUGGCCCGGAAAGAUGCUAGCCAUGGGGGCGCUGGCAGGCUUCUGGGUCCUCAGCCUCCUCACCUACGGUUACCUGUCCUGGGGCCAGGGCUUGGAGGAGGAAGAGGAAGGGGCUUUGCGACCUCAAAUUGGAGAGAGACCGGAGCCCAGCAUAACUACCAUCUCCCAGCCCCAUCUCAUUUUCAUCCUAGCGGAUGAUCAGGGAUUUAGAGAUGUGGGUUACCACGGAUCGGAGAUAAAGACUCCCACUCUUGACAAGCUUGCAGCCGAAGGAGUUAAACUGGAGAACUACUAUGUCCAGCCUAUUUGCACACCAUCCAGGAGUCAGUUUAUUACUGGAAAGUAUCAGAUACAUACUGGACUUCAACAUUCUAUCAUAAGACCUACACAGCCCAACUGCUUACCUCUGGACAAUGCAACCCUACCUCAGAAGCUGAAAGAGGUUGGAUAUUCAACACAUAUGGUUGGAAAAUGGCAUUUGGGUUUUUAUAGAAAAGAAUGUAUGCCCACCAAGAGAGGAUUUGAUACCUUUUUUGGUUCCCUCUUGGGAAGUGGCGAUUACUAUACACACUACAAAUGUGACAGUCCCGGGAUGUGUGGCUAUGACUUGUACGAAAAUGACAAUGCUGCCUGGGACUACGACAAUGGCAUAUACUCCACUCAGAUGUACACUCAGAGAGUGCAACAAAUCUUAGCUUCCCGUGACCCCAGAAAGCCUAUAUUUUUAUAUAUUGCCUACCAAGCUGUGCACUCUCCACUGCAAGCCCCUGGCAGGUAUUUUGAACACUACAGAUCCAUUAUCAACAUAAACAGGCGCAGGUAUGCUGCCAUGCUUUCCUGCUUAGACGAAGCAAUCAACAAUGUGACCCUGGCUCUAAAGACAUAUGGUUUCUAUAACAACAGCAUUAUCAUAUACUCUUCAGAUAACGGCGGCCAGCCCACCGCAGGAGGAAGUAACUGGCCCCUCAGAGGUAGCAAAGGAACGUACUGGGAAGGGGGGAUCCGGGCUGUUGGCUUCGUGCACAGCCCACUUCUGAAAAACAAGGGAACAGUGUGUAAGGAGCUUGUGCACAUCACUGACUGGUACCCCACUCUGAUUUCACUGGCUGAAGGACAAAUUGACGAGGACAUUCAACUGGAUGGCUAUGACGUCUGGGAGACCAUAAGUGAAGGCCUUCGUUCUCCCCGAAUAGAUAUUUUGCACAACAUCGACCCCAUUUAUACCAAGGCGAAAAAUGGCUCCUGGGCGGCAGGCUAUGGGAUCUGGAACACUGCCAUCCAGUCGGCCAUCAGAGUGCAGCACUGGAAACUGCUCACAGGGAACCCCGGCUACAGUGACUGGGUGCCCCCUCAGUCGUUCAGCAACCUAGGGCCGAACCGGUGGCAUAACGAACGGAUUACGUUGUCAACCGGCAAAAGUGUGUGGCUGUUCAACAUCACAGCCGACCCCUACGAGAGAGUGGACCUUUCUAACAGGUACCCCGGGGUCGUGAGGCAGCUCCUGCGGAGGCUCUCACAGUUCAACAAGACCGCGGUGCCUGUCAGGUACCCCCCCAAAGACCCCAGAAGUAACCCUCGGCUCAAUGGGGGAGUCUGGGGACCAUGGUAUAAAGAGGAGAAGAAGAAACAGAAGCUACGCAAAAAUAAGACUGAGAAAAAGCAGAAGAAAAGUAAGACAAAGAAGAAACAGCAGAAAGCAGGCUCGUUUACAAAUUGCCGCUUGGGCGUUCCUCGUGGAUAGAAUUAUGAAGCCAAAUGGACUAUAUCUCACAUCCUUG